Cryphonectria parasitica EP155 is the source of this 1002-nucleotide messenger RNA. RefSeq lists its product as uncharacterized. Gene Ontology annotation, molecular function: hydrolase activity, acting on ester bonds. The record is from RefSeq and is a predicted model, not a curated record. The transcript has 4 exons. Bases 1 to 1002 code for a protein of 333 amino acids. Gene Ontology annotation, biological process: GPI anchor biosynthetic process. Gene Ontology annotation, cellular component: endoplasmic reticulum membrane. NCBI's taxonomy places the organism in Eukaryota, Fungi, Ascomycota, Sordariomycetes, Diaporthales, Cryphonectriaceae.
AUGACGACGAUCCAGGCCCGGCUGCGCGCCUUUACACUCUGUGUCCUCGUGCUGCUGCCGCUGCUGUUGGGCGCUGUGGUCGAGGCGUCUGUGGGGGAUAGGCUGCCUGAGUUCAAGGAAUGUGUCGAGGUCUGCGAGCGGGAGAACUGUAGUCCUGGGAAAUCGCAAACACCCAUACCCCUCCACCACCGCCUCCUCCUCUGGGACUGCCCCUCCGAGUGCGACCACACCUGCCAGACCAUCAUCACAUCCCAGCGCAUCGCGGCCUCGCAGCCCGUGGUCCAGUUCCACGGCAAGUGGCCCUUCACCCGCGUCCUGGGCGUGCAGGAGCCGCUCUCGGUGCUCUUCUCGGCGGCCAACCUGUGGGCCCACCUCGACGGCCUCCACAAGAUUCGCGCCGCCGUGCCGGCCUCGUACACCCUGCGACCCUACUACGUCGGCCUCGCCCGCGUCGGCAUCGCGAGCUGGCUCCUCAGCUGCCUGUUCCACACCCGCGACCUCCCGCUGACCGAGUCCCUCGACUACCUCGGCGCCGGCGCCAGCGUCCUCUACGGCCUGUACUACACCACCAUCCACCACUUCCGCCUCGACCGCCGCCGCCGCCCCGCCUCGUCCCUGCUGCACGCCUGGACCCUCCUCUGCGCGGCCGCCUACCUCGCCCACGCCGCCUACCUCCUGCUCUGGCGCUGGGACUACACCUACAACAUGGCCGCCAACGUCGCCUGCGGCCUCGUGUCCAACGCCCUGUGGACGCGCUACAGCUGGGUCAAAUACAGGAGCUCCCGCCGCAGCUGGGCCACGUGGCCCGGCCUGUGCGUGGCCUGGGUCGUCCUGGCCAUGAGCCUGGAGCUGUUUGAUUUUCCGCCCGUUCUUGGUGGGAGCGUCGAUGCGCACUGCUUGUGGCACCUGGGCACUGUGGGACCUACCGUUUUGCUGUACAAUUUCCUGGUCAAGGACGCGCAGGACGACAUGGCCGGGAGCAUCGAGCGGUUCAAGGCAUAA